This is a messenger RNA of Alosa alosa (allis shad), 2484 nucleotides long. Its product is annotated as muscleblind-like protein 1. Lineage: Eukaryota; Metazoa; Chordata; Actinopteri; Clupeiformes; Clupeidae. The coding region runs from base 430 to 1668 and encodes 412 amino acids. The record is from RefSeq and is a predicted model, not a curated record. Gene Ontology annotation, molecular function: metal ion binding. The transcript has 11 exons.
AGAGAGAGAGAGGGGAGAGAGAGAGUUUUAAAUAGAAAGCAAGAGGGGGAGAGGAGAACAAGAGAGAAAGUGAGAGGACGCUCCAGGAUUGGACGGCUCGUUGGAGGAAGCAGCUCGGCUUAAGGUCCAGGAUGGGCCAGUGAUCUGGGGCAAGGAUCGGCCGAGGAGCCUUACUGCGCAACAACCAGAGAUUGCACAUCCACACACAAGCUUUCAAACAUCUGUAUUUAUACUCUGUGACUAUCAACAACAAACAUUUCAGUGCCAUUAGAACACUCAGAAACAAACAUACACACACACACACACACUUACUGAGACAUCACUAUUGCCUGAAUUUCCCCCGGCUCUUAAGGCCUUAACCCGCCACACACACACACACACACACACACACACACACACACACACACACACAGACACACACACGCACGCAUGCACGCACCCAUGAUGGCGGUGAAUGUGACGCCCAUCCGUGACACCAAGUGGCUGACGCUGGAGGUGUGUCGGGAGUUCCAGCGGGGCACGUGCUCUCGGCCGGACAGUGAGUGCAAGUUCGCCCACCCCGCCAAGAGCUGCCAGGUGGAGAACGGACGGGUCAUCGCCUGCUUCGACUCGCUCAAGGGCCGCUGCUCCAGAGAGAACUGCAAGUACCUGCACCCGCCGCCACACCUGAAGACACAGCUGGAGAUCAACGGCCGCAACAACCUCAUCCAGCAGAAGAACAUGGCCAUGCUGGCUCAGCAGCUGCAGCUGACCAACGCCAUGAUGCCCGGCACUCAGCUCCAGCCUAUGCCAAUGUUCUCGAUGGCCCCUAGCCUGGCCACCAAUGCCACGGCCGCUGCUGCGUUUAACCCAUACCUGGGUCCCGUGUCGCCCGGCCUCAUGCCCACGGACAUCAUGCCCAGCACGCCUGUCCUGGUGACCAGCAGUCCCAACGUCCAGGUGCCCGCUGCUGCUGCCGCCGCAGCCGCUCAGAAGCUGAUGAGGACGGACCGGCUGGAGGUGUGUCGUGAGCACCAGCGUGGGAACUGCUCGCGCGGCGAGAACGACUGCCGCUUCGCUCACCCCUCCGACAGCACCAUGAUCGCCACCAACGACAACACCGUCACCGUCUGCAUGGACUACAUCAAGGGACGCUGCACCCGAGACAAGUGCAAGUACUUUCACCCGCCACCCCACCUGCAGGCCAAGAUCAAGGCUGCCCAGCACCAGGUCAACCAGGCUGCCGCUGCCGCCGCUAUGACUCAGUCGGCUGUCAAAUCACUGAAGCGACCCCUCGAGACAACCUUUGACCUGGGACUGCCGUCCAUCUUGCCUCCGUUACCAAAGAGACCCGCACUUGAAAAAACCAACGGUGCCACUGCCAUGUUCAACGCUGGCAUGUUCCAGUACCACCAGGCUCUCUCCAACAUGCAGUUCCAGCAGCAGGCCGCCUUCAUACCGUCAGGCUCAAUAUUGUGCAUGACACCUGCAGCAAGUGUUGUUCCCAUGAUGCACGGUGCUACGCCAGCCACUGUGUCCGCUGCCACCUCAUCCGCCUCAAGUGUACCCUUCGCCACAGCCAAUCAGGACUCGCCAGUAUCAAAGUCGACAGCCCAUGAGUAUAUGCAUUUGAUUCCAAUAAUAUCUGCUGAGCAUCUGACUAGUCACAAAUACGUGACUCAGAUGUAGACGUUCCACUUUCGCGAGCAAUCGUGUUGGAGUGAACUGAUGUGUGACCAUCUGGAGAUCCCCACCAUGAAUGCAGGAAUUAAUAAACAACAACAACGAUGACAACUAGAAGAAAAAAAACAGAUGAGGAAGAAGAAUCAGAAAAUGAGGACGAAGAAGCAGCAGAAAACCGUAGAAAAAGAAAAGACCGAAAACACACACAAGACCGUAAACACACACAUUUCUUUUCCUUGAAUGACAUUGUCGUGCAUGCCACCUUGGGUCGACACAGACUCUCCCCAACCCAUCUCCCCUCUCCCCCCCUCCCCCAACCCAUCUCCCCCUCUCCUCCUCUCCCCCCCUCUCCUCCUCUCUCCCCCCUCUCCCCCUCUCCCCUCCCCUCUCCCCCUCUUGGGCUCAUCUCGACACCUGGGGGUCAGCCGCACGUCGCUGAUGGCCUGUGUAUGUCUUAUCGCUCCUGGUGACCUCUGUGUGCCCACCUCUCAUAAUGAAUGCAAACAACCAAGACAUGUCUGUCUUAGCCGGACUUCAGUUCCUUUGGAUUUUUCUUUACUUUUGAGUCCAUCGGUAGACCAAGAAAUAACUCUUAAAAUGAUUUCUUAUUAUGUGUGUGUGUGUGUGUGUGUGUGUGUGUGUGUGUGUUUCUCUUCUUUUGUAGUUUACACAAUAAAAAGUGUAAUAAAACACAGAGACGAUGACAAAACAAAUAGAAUUGUCAUAGCGAAGAAUUGUCCUAGAUCAUUUUGCAUGCACACAGUAUACUUUCAGUAGGUUGCACUAUUCCUUAAUGACCUCGAUUGUAUAAGGCAAAGGGGG